Messenger RNA from Loxodonta africana (African savanna elephant), 3784 nucleotides. It is a transcript of the gene SEC23A, whose product is annotated as SEC23 homolog A, COPII coat complex component. The transcript is spliced from 20 exons. Lineage: Eukaryota; Metazoa; Chordata; Mammalia; Proboscidea; Elephantidae. The record is from RefSeq and is a predicted model, not a curated record. Gene Ontology annotation, biological process: COPII-coated vesicle budding; COPII-coated vesicle cargo loading; endoplasmic reticulum to Golgi vesicle-mediated transport. Gene Ontology annotation, molecular function: GTPase activator activity; zinc ion binding. Bases 187 to 2484 code for a protein of 765 amino acids. Gene Ontology annotation, cellular component: COPII vesicle coat; endoplasmic reticulum exit site.
GAGGCCGCACCAGCCAUGUUGGCUGGGCUGAAGCCUGCCUGGAGGCCGGGGGCGGGGCGGCGCCGGCGGUGAUUACGGUGCCACGGCUGCUUCAGCUCGGCGGAGGGGACUGAUUUAGCAAGGCGGAGCCUGCGACAGGCGAAGAUUCUGUAGAGGGGCACUGUGAAAUAAGAAACAAGCUUUACAAUGACAACCUAUUUGGAAUUUAUCCAACAAAACGAAGAACGAGAUGGGGUCCGAUUUAGUUGGAAUGUUUGGCCAUCAAGUCGACUAGAAGCUACAAGAAUGGUUGUCCCAGUGGCAGCCCUAUUUACACCACUGAAGGAGAGACCUGAUUUACCUCCUAUUCAAUAUGAGCCUGUUCUCUGUAGUAGGACCACUUGCCGUGCAGUUUUGAAUCCUUUGUGUCAAGUGGAUUAUCGAGCAAAACUCUGGGCUUGCAAUUUUUGUUAUCAAAGGAAUCAGUUUCCACCUACCUAUGCUGGCAUAUCUGAACUGAAUCAACCUGCUGAACUUUUGCCUCAGUUUUCUAGCAUUGAAUAUGUAGUUCUGCGAGGUCCUCAGAUGCCUUUGAUCUUUCUUUAUGUGGUUGAUACUUGCAUGGAAGAUGAAGAUUUACAAGCCCUCAAAGAAUCCAUGCAGAUGUCAUUAAGUCUUUUACCACCUACUGCUUUGGUUGGACUUAUUACUUUUGGGAGAAUGGUGCAGGUUCAUGAACUUGGAUGUGAAGGCAUUUCAAAAAGCUAUGUCUUCAGAGGGACAAAAGAUCUGUCUGCCAAACAACUGCAGGAAAUGCUGGGCCUCUCUAAAGUACCCGUUACUCAAGCAACACGUAGCCCUCAGGUGCAGCAGCCGCCUCCUUCCAACAGAUUCUUACAGCCAGUACAGAAAAUAGACAUGAAUCUCACAGAUCUUCUGGGAGAACUUCAGCGAGACCCUUGGCCUGUACCACAGGGAAAGAGACCUUUGCGUUCCUCGGGGGUGGCACUUUCCAUAGCUGUAGGACUACUUGAGUGUACUUUUCCCAACACUGGUGCCCGUAUUAUGAUGUUCAUUGGUGGUCCAGCCACUCAGGGGCCUGGAAUGGUGGUUGGAGAUGAGUUGAAGACACCUAUAAGAUCCUGGCAUGACAUUGAAAAAGACAAUGCCAAAUAUGUAAAAAAGGGAACUAAGCAUUUUGAAGCAUUGGCUAAUAGAGCUGCUACGACUGGUCAUGUUAUUGAUAUCUAUGCAUGUGCAUUAGACCAGACAGGCCUCCUAGAGAUGAAAUGCUGCCCCAACCUUACUGGAGGGUACAUGGUAAUGGGUGAUUCUUUCAACACGUCCUUAUUCAAACAAACUUUUCAAAGAGUCUUUACCAAAGAUAUGCAUGGACAGUUUAAAAUGGGCUUUGGUGGUACACUAGAAAUAAAGACCUCAAGGGAAAUAAAGAUUUCAGGAGCUAUUGGCCCCUGUGUAUCUCUCAAUUCUAAAGGACCCUGUGUGUCUGAGAAUGAGAUAGGAUCAGGUGGCACUUGUCAGUGGAAAAUAUGUGGACUCAGUCCCACUACAACCUUAGCUAUAUAUUUUGAGGUGGUCAAUCAGCAUAAUGCUCCAAUUCCUCAAGGAGGGCGUGGUGCAAUCCAGUUUGUGACUCAGUAUCAGCAUUCAAGUGGGCAGAGACGCAUCCGAGUGACCACUAUUGCUAGGAACUGGGCAGAUGCUCAAACUCAAAUCCAAAACAUUGCUGCUUCUUUUGACCAGGAGGCAGCUGCCAUUCUUAUGGCCCGCCUGGCAAUCUAUAGAGCAGAAACAGAGGAGGGGCCGGAUGUCCUCAGAUGGCUGGACAGACAGCUUAUCCGACUGUGUCAGAAAUUUGGAGAGUAUCACAAAGAUGAUCCAAGUUCCUUCAGAUUUUCAGAAACUUUCUCCCUUUAUCCACAGUUCAUGUUUCAUUUAAGAAGAUCGCCUUUCUUGCAAGUUUUUAAUAAUAGCCCAGAUGAGAGUUCUUACUACCGUCACCAUUUUAUGCGCCAAGACCUGACCCAGUCUCUGAUCAUGAUUCAGCCCAUUCUCUAUGCGUAUUCUUUCAGUGGCCCACCAGAGCCUGUUCUUCUUGAUAGCAGCAGCAUUCUUGCAGAUCGUAUUCUUCUCAUGGACACCUUCUUCCAGAUUUUGAUUUAUCAUGGUGAGACCAUAGCCCAGUGGCGCAAGUCAGGAUACCAGGACAUGCCGGAAUAUGAAAAUUUCCGCCACCUUCUGCAAGCCCCAGUGGAUGAUGCACAGGAGAUCCUUCACUCCAGAUUCCCAAUGCCAAGAUACAUCGACACUGAACAUGGGGGCAGCCAAGCUCGUUUCCUGCUUUCAAAAGUCAACCCUUCACAGACUCAUAAUAAUAUGUAUGCCUGGGGACAGGAGUCUGGAGCACCUAUUCUCACAGAUGAUGUUAGUUUACAAGUGUUCAUGGAUCACCUGAAGAAACUUGCUGUGUCAAGUGCUGCUUGAGUUGCUAAACAUAUUAAGGACACUUAAAAUAGAAUAAUAUUUUAGUUUCAUUAUUUUUCCUUUUUCAGUCCAUCUGUGGAAACCAACAGAGAUAUUUAGACUCUUUGUAUUAGCAUGGUUUGAGACAACUUAGGGAAAAAUGUUCAUGGUUGUAGAUUAAGCUGCAAUUUAAUGAGAGCAAUAAGAACAAAAUUAUUUUGCUUGCCACAGUAUUAUAACUGGUUUUAGAAAUAGGAAGUCUUUAUAAUUUAAUUAUGUUUAAGAGUAAACAUAGAGCCUGCCUUAUACUAAAGAGACAUAGCUCAUUUGUGUAUUGCAGACAAAUCCAAAGUGGCACUGAAUGUCCUUGCUGACCUUUUGAAAAUUUGUUUCUUAAUUUUAGCCAGAAAGUGAACAAAAUGACCAGUAAUGAUAAUGUGAACAUUUUUGCCUAUUCAUUGAAUAGUUUUUUGUGAUUUUCAGCACUUAUUUGUAUGCUUUUUCUGUACUGUUUUGUUAAGGCAGAUUUAUUUUUAUGAUGAUUUGACUUUCUAUGUAAUAAUUUUCAUGGAGCUAAUUUAACAUUUUUGUUCAUUUGGAAAAAUAGAACCAGUUUAGAGAUGAAAAGUUUUUUGGAGGUAAAAAACAUACAGCUGACAAUACAUGUGAAAUUCCCACAAAGUACCCAAUUUGUGUGAUUAAACAAUACAAUUUUUUUGAAAAAGGAGUGUAUUUUAGAAAAGCCUUUGCAGUAAAACGAGUGUUAUAACUUCUAACCCAAAUUUAGUUUUCACUUCACGGUUUGGCUUUUUUCCUUGUUUUUCUGGAGGUAAAUUUUGCAUUAUAUCCUUCAGUAUUUUACACUAUUUUUGGAGUUUACACAUUAUUUUUUGUUUCUGCUUCCUUUUUGUGAAACUCAUUAAGUUGGAGUUCUUGUUGAAACAGUAUUAUACAAUAUUUUGUUGAAUUAUAUCAUGUGGUAAUGUGCAGUUCUAUUCUGAUUUAGUCAUUAGUAUCAUUCACUUUUACCUUUUAAACCUUAUUUGUUGCAGAUAUGUUUACACUUGAAGCCAGAUACGUUUUGAUAAUGAAAUUUACACUAAGUACUGCAGAUGAAAGGUGGUGCUACAAUAUGUGCUUGGAAGAACAGCUUUGAUGAUUGCACUUGCAUGAACACAAUCAUAUGAUGGUAAAACAGGCAAAAACUUAAAAAAAUGUUUAUAUGUUGUAUUCAAUUAGAUUAAAUAAAUUGCUGUGUUCCAGUUUAUUUCAGGUGAAUUGUGCUAGGCCUAAACACCAAUAAAAUAUACUUUUUCUCUGC